AUGACCGUCCCAGAAACGAUGCAGGCCACGCAGGUCGAGGUCACAAUUCCCAACCUCAGCAUGAAAGACCUACUCUCAGCGAUACCGGCUCACUGUUUCGAGCGCUCGACGUUGCGGUCAGCAGCAUACCCGGUUUGGGACCUGGUCGUUAUCGCGUCGUUGUGGAAACUCGCCAGCGUGUCUGACGCGUUCGUGGCAACCACCCUCCCGCCAAAUCUUCAGGGCCUUGCGAGCUUCUCGAUAUGGGCAUUGUACUCCUUCUUUGCUGGUCUCUUCGCAUUUGGCUUGUGGAUAGUCGCUCAUGAAUGUGGUAUGUCGUCUUUGUUCUUGCUCGCUGCUCCUAAACUCGCUCCAGGACACGGGGCCUUUAGUCCAUACAAAAGCGUGAAUAAUGCCGUAGGAUGGACUCUUCACUCAGGUCUUGGCGUCCCCUACCACUCUUGGCGCAUCAGCCACGCAAAGCACCACGCCGCGACUGGGCAUAUGACGCAGGACCAGGUUUUUGUGCCCUGGACGCGCACACAAAUGGGCCUGCCUCCUCUUGACCCCACCCGCGACGAUCUUCUCGGUGUCAAUGUUUCUCAGGCAGUUCAGGCAGAGUUGUUGGAGGCUCUUGGAGACUCGCCUAUUGCGGUCUUCGUGCAAUCCAUUGUAUACCUGUUCAUGGGUCUUCCUAUGUAUCUGCUGUACAACAUCGGUGGACAGCUGCGCUAUCCCAAAGGCACCAACCACUUCACCCCCUCGUCCAUCAUCUUCUCACCGCAGCAAUUCUCGCAGAUCAUUGUUUCGGAUAUCGGUAUCUUGACGUGGUUGGCUCUCAUCGUUCUUUCAUGCAACCACUGGUCGUUCUGGACCGUAUUCCGCACAUAUCUCAUGCCGUAUAUCUGGGUCAACCAUUGGUUGGUCCUUGUGACUUUCUUGCAACAUUCAGACCCACUCCUGCCCCACUACCGCUCGGAGAUGUUCACGUUCCAGCGUGGCGCGCUUUGCACUAUGGAUCGCAGCUUACUUGGUGAUCUGGGCUCCAUGAUGGGUUGGUUAGGAGCACACGCGACCCAUGGGAUCUCUGAGACCCAUGUUUUGCACCAUGUUACCAGCAAGAUUCCUCAUUAUCACGCCUGGGAAGCGACUGACGCCUUGCGUGCUCGACUCGCAACGGCUGGAAUUAAACUCGUAGGACGGCCUGGUGGUUGGGCGGAGGUCUACCGGGUGAUGCGCGAGUGCAAGUUUGUCGAAGAUGAAGGCGGAGUUGUCUUUUACAAGAAUGCUCGCGGACUCGCUGCUGCAAAGCCGCUGAUCAUUGCUACCAACAGUGACGUCGAAGACUCGGGUGUCGAGGUUGAUUCAAAAUAG
Messenger RNA from Mycena indigotica, 1353 nucleotides. Its product is annotated as FA-desaturase domain-containing protein. Gene Ontology annotation, molecular function: oxidoreductase activity. The transcript has 9 exons. NCBI's taxonomy places the organism in Eukaryota, Fungi, Basidiomycota, Agaricomycetes, Agaricales, Mycenaceae. The coding region runs from base 1 to 1353 and encodes 450 amino acids. The record is from RefSeq and is a predicted model, not a curated record. Gene Ontology annotation, biological process: lipid metabolic process.